UCACUCCACUACUCUUCUCUUUGCAAUUCCUAGGUUUGGCAUGGGGAGGGAAGAUAGAGUUAUUCUCUGUUCUGUUCUGUUCUUUUUUGGUAUUAUUGAACAAUUUUUACAGUAACAUAUAUGUAUCGAUUUUCCUAGUGCACAUGCGCCUGGUUUUUUGUUUAAAAGCAGGCGAUUUGUGGACCAUUGAUCUACUCAUCAAGAUUCGUGUCAAUUAUUUUUCCUCUGGCUGCUCUCUCGCUGGACCUCGACCCUUCUUCUGGUCUUCUCUCCCCACUCUGCCAGGCGGCGCGCUCGAGACGGAGAGGACAGCGCGGGGGCUUCUGCUCGUUGCCCGCGGUUUGGGAGGUGGAGGGUGGCGGGGCGAUUCUGCUGGCAGACGGCGCGACGCUGCGGACGUGCUGGGUGCGACGGCGCAGACGAUUGGGACGCGCCGUACACGAGGAGACAGGGGAGGCGCCGGGGAUCGUCUCCGGCUCGAGUCCGCGGCUGCCGGGGCGCGCCUCUUCUCCAAUCGACAAGCUCUCGCGGGGAACUUCCUCACCAGCGACAACUCAUCUCCGGGGUGUGAUUCCCAGGAAAUCCAGUGUCAAGAAUAAGGGGAGGGGAGGGAAGAGGGUGCGGUCAGUGGGCACACCUUGACUACGGGGGAUUGAGGUUAGCUUCCAUAAUUCUGGCUUCAAGUUGUUGUUCUCUCUACGGAUCUGAGACGGUUGAUUUCUGCUUGAGUUUAUGUUUUACCGAAUUUUGCUUCGUCCUUCUCUUCCUCAAGCUGCCGUGAGCAAUAUCGAGGUUUGUUCUUUUCCCAAAUCAAAAACCCCCUAGGCUUUUAAUUCAAAUUUUCUGAUUGCAUGUCUUUUAAAUCAAAUUUUGUACUUGCAGUGGCUUUUAAUUCAAGUUGCAACCCAGUUAUUGCGUUGCAACUGUAGAAUUUUUAAAAUACAAUUGCAUUUUUUUUAGGACAAAUCUAGAUUUGUUGCCGGCUGCAAUUGCAACUACAUAUAGUCUUCUUUUUGGUAAUUUGCAUUGCUCUACUUCUAGGAUCGUACAACCUGUAAUGUGUAAAGUUACAAUAGGUAUUUUGAACUACAUUUUCAAUGUGUUGUGAGAGCGUUUGCCUAUUUAAUUUGUUUUGUUUUGGUCCCAUUAGAUAUGUGUUGCAUGGCUCAGAAAAAAGUGACUGAUUUUUCUUGAAAUAACAUGUGGCUGUUUUUUCACAACACAUUAUGGCUUUUGUAUAUGCUCGAAUCCAUGUGAUUUCUGUUUUCUGGCUUUGCCAUAUGCUUUUCUGUAUGAGCAGUGACAAUUUAGCUCUUCUCCUUCUAAUUUAGCUCAAUAUAUAUCCCAGAAAGCACACUGGUUUGCUUUUGUUGUCGAUAUUUCCCAGAAGUGCUUUUGGAUCAUCGAUUCUUAUUUCAGAGAGGGCUAUUAUAACGAAAUAGAUGAUCUAAUUGUUAGUUUGCUGACUAUAUCUCUGCACUGCAUGAUUUGGUUUUAUUUUUUCCUUUUUGUAAUUCGAGCACCUGCAUAUUUUUGCAAUUUUCCAGUGCCUGCACCUGCAAUUGCAUACCACCCGGGCUGCAUUUGCAUACCACAUUGACUGCAAUUGCAGUUGUUCUUACUGAUGGAAUUGCACACAGACCAAUCACACUUGGAUAGCUUCUGCAAUUCCAUUCUUAAUUAUACAUCUGUCUUAUUAUUUGUAGAUUCAUUUUGUCCAAGAAGGGUGAUGGCAAUGAUUAGACGAUGAUCUUUUUUCGCAUGUUAACUGAAACACCCAUUUUCUGUAUUUCUGUCGAAGUGUUUUGGAUCUGAUGUUGCUAGAUGUUUAAUUCUGUGAGGGUAAUUUUGCAGCUUAUAUGCUCGAGUUCGAGGUGUCUUUUGUAAGGUGUAUAAACAUAUAAUUGGAAAUUUCUGGUUCAAAUAACGGUAGUUUACUUAUAAUUCCUUUUGUUGUUAAAUAUUAAGUGCUCCCUCUUUCUUUGAUCAGCAUUUCUGUGCUAUGGCAGUAAGUAUUUUCUGAAAGUGUGCACAUGAUGUAAAUGUCCUCUGCACAUGCAGCCCUAGUGUGCUGUCCUGUGGGGUGGGGGAACUCGUACCUUAUUAGAUGGGGGAUAUACACUAUUCUGCAUCUGCAUGUUGUAAAUAUUAUCAAUCCCCUGUCCCUCAAUAGUCAACACUGUGUAGUUUUUGUGCUCUUGAAUUCAUCUCCAAGGUAGCUCUCUGAUUAGGGUGUACUAGGAGAUCAUGAUUCGUCGAUGUUGUGAUUAUAUUUUAUACCUGCAAAAUGUUCCAACAUAAUUAAUUACUAUGAUUGAAAUGCACAUUAGUUUCAUGCUGCACCUUCUUGCAUCAAGGUUUGAAGUGGGUUUGAUGUCACAGAAAUAUGUAGAGAAGUAACCAAAGGGCUAACCAAAUACUGAAGGGCAUACUGAACCCUGAACCAAAUAUGUGGACAAAUUACCCGAUCCAAUACUUUUCUGUUGCAAUCAAGUUCUCCUUAUGUGUUUGUGUCAUGUAUUGGAAGCAAUACUUGCCUAUAGGGGAGAGGAGGAGAUGGAUUGGGGUGUUUUGUGAACACCUGUACGUAUUGAUAUUGAGACUAGCUUCCAGACUUGAAGUUGCUCCUCUCUCUUCUGAAUCUGAAUCGGUUGAUUUCUCCUCUAUUUUUCGCUUCAUUGGAUUUGCAGCUCAUUUUAUUUGCAAGUUGUAGGUUCCCCGGUUGCAAUUGCAAAUAGGUUCUUUUACUUUUUGUUUUAGAUCCUGUAGCAGAUCUUAGGAUCUCUGUUUUCUUUUUGACACAAGGAUCUCUGUUUUCCUUUUCUUUUUUUAGAAUGGAUCUCUGUUUUCUGUGUAGAAGCUCAUCACAUUUUGAUCAUUUCUAUAGACACAAAGCCCUCCAUUUGAAAACAAUAGGCCCAGGCCCAACACACAAAAUUUCAGCACAAAAGGCCCAGAACACAAAGCAUAGAAACAAUACGUAACUAGAGUAAUUCUGGUCCACACAAUAGCAUAUCUUAUGUUUUACAGCUCAAUAAAAUGUGACUGGUUUUUGAUGAAAAACCAGGCGACUGCUUCUAAACAAAAUAACAGGCGACUGUUUUAGAAAGGAAAAACAGGCGUCUGGUCAAUAGACAGACCCUGUAUGUAUACUGUACAUACAUAAUCAAUUUCGUUUGCCAAAACUAGUGGUCUGUACACCCGUUGUCCUUGUACCGUUGUAGCUCCAUUCCUGGUUGUUGUUGUAGCGAUUUUGCAAUGGCGCCCUCCCUUUGGGAUGGAACUCUGUCUAUCGACGACUUCAACGCCUCGGCGAAGGCUCUGAUGACCAAGUGGAGGGAGAUUGAUGUCGAAGAUUCUCUUCCAGACUGGACAUGGAAACCUUGCUGCACAAUGGGGGUGGCAUCUCAGGUAGAGGGGUUUCUAGCUCUCGAAGGAGUGUUUCACACUGGUGCAGGAAGCCAGACUGAGGAUAACAACAACCUCAGCGAUGAAGGAACUGUAGAGCAUGAUACUUGGGUCCAGAGCUCUAGUGAUAGUGUUCAUGUUUAUGAUUUCCAUAUUGCCUACAGCUUUUCUUACAAGGUUCCGUUGCUAUACUUUCAAGGUCAUCAGGCUGGUGGACAGCUACUAACUAUAGAUGAGAUUAAAAAGGAUCUCCCUGCCCACUCACUUAAUGUAUUAAGUGAGUCAAAGUGGACAUUUAUUACUCGGGAGGAGCAUCCCCACCUAAGUAGGCCAUGGUUCACCUUGCAUCCCUGUGGUACGAGUGACUGGAUGAAGUUGCUUCUAGGUAAAUCGGGAGAGAAGGAUCUAUGUCUGCAAUACUUGUCAACAUGGUUAUCUGUAGUUGGCCAGGCAGUAGGGUUGAAAAUUCCGCUAAAGCUUCACUGCAAUUCAUAGGUUCACUCUUUUUCAGUAUGUUGUACUACUGUGCUGUGGUUGUGCCGUGACAGUUAUGGUCACUGAAAUGGGAAGUGAUCACCUGUUAUUUUUCUUUGGAUAGGUUCAAACAUUCUCAUAUUGGUUACACAUUAUAAUUCCACCAAUUUGUAAUUUUGUAAACGCCUAGUGGCUUAGUUACAGCUUUUACAUGAUUUCCAUAUUUUGCACGCAA
This is a messenger RNA of Brachypodium distachyon (stiff brome), 4117 nucleotides long. RefSeq names its product ubiquitin-like-conjugating enzyme ATG10. Gene Ontology annotation, molecular function: Atg12 transferase activity. The transcript has 7 exons. Gene Ontology annotation, biological process: protein lipidation; protein modification by small protein conjugation; macroautophagy. NCBI's taxonomy places the organism in Eukaryota, Viridiplantae, Streptophyta, Magnoliopsida, Poales, Poaceae. Gene Ontology annotation, cellular component: intracellular anatomical structure. The coding region runs from base 3259 to 3903 and encodes 214 amino acids. The record is from RefSeq and is a predicted model, not a curated record.